Molecule: messenger RNA, 477 nt
Organism: Microthlaspi erraticum
Lineage: Eukaryota; Viridiplantae; Streptophyta; Magnoliopsida; Brassicales; Brassicaceae
Source: the annotation of a GenBank genome assembly
AUGCUUCUACUAUCUCCGAUCUCCGCCUCUUUACCACCGGCAUUUCACCCGGGAAAACUGAUCCGGCGUUCGAUCAAGCCGUCAGGUAGAGUCAUAGCAAAAGCCAAGGACAAUACCGAGACCGGCGGAUUUCUAGAGAACGCUGCUAUAGCCGGCGGUUUAGUGUCGACGCCGGUUAUCGGAUGGUCGCUCUACACUCUGAAGACCACGGGGUGUGGUUUACCUCCAGGACCGGCCGGUUCAAUCGGAGCGUUGGAAGGUGUGAGCUACUUGGUGGUGUUGGGCAUUGUUGGCUGGUCUCUGUACACAAAGACGAAAACCGGGUCGGGUCUGCCAAAUGGGCCGUUUGGGCUGCUGGGUGCUGUGGAGGGCUUGUCGUACCUGUCGCUUCUAGCCAUUCUUGUGGUGUUCGGUCUUCAGUUUUUGGAUAACGGGUCGGUUCCUGGUCCGCUUCCUAGUGACCAGUGUUUCGGUUAA